AUGACAAGUGUCCCUGUAUGUGAUCCUCAUCUUAUGAUUUCCACUAACAUAAAUCGUAAUCCAAAAAAAAUCAAAGAAUUCAUCCAUUCUGGAGUGGAAUGCGUAGAAUAUAAUGGUGUCACUGGAUCAACCAAUAUCAAAAUAGAAAUGAUUGUUCUAUACUCUUUACAGUCCGUGAGAUUCAAGCAUCUAGGUUCAUCAGGAAUUAAUAUUAAAGUAACAAAUAAUUAUCUUAUCUCAGGGUUCAUCAAAUUCUCUGAUUCUGGUAAAAUGCUAAUAGAAGCUACAGAUAUCGAUUAUCAAAAAUCUUCAAUUUAUAAUUCCACCAUGUCUGAAAUUUUAUCUGAUAAAUCACAAAAGACUCAUUCAAUUAUUGAAAUUAUUGCCGAUGAUUCUGAAUCCAGUACCACGCAAACGUCCAACUGUCAAUUUUCUUCUAAAACCUCAUUUGUUUUUGCUAACUCUAGUGCAGAAAUUAAUCCAACUUUUGAACAAAAAAAUGACUUGAACUUAGAAGCAGAGAAUGACAAUGAAGAACAGAAAAGCAAUCAUGAAGAAGAAAAUGAAAUACUUUCUGACAAAAAUGUAAAGACAACGGAUGAAAAUAAAGAAGAUCAGCCUAAAAAGAGAAAACGAAGUAUUAGAACAAGUGAAAAAGAAAAAGGAAAUAAAACAGCUAAAUAA
Molecule: messenger RNA, 684 nt
Organism: Dentiscutata heterogama
Lineage: Eukaryota; Fungi; Glomeromycota; Glomeromycetes; Diversisporales; Gigasporaceae
Source: the annotation of a GenBank genome assembly